This is a messenger RNA of Spodoptera exigua (beet armyworm), 948 nucleotides long. Lineage: Eukaryota; Metazoa; Arthropoda; Insecta; Lepidoptera; Noctuidae. The record is from the annotation of a GenBank genome assembly.
AUGUACAGUGACCUAGGCCUGGAGCAGAAGAAGAGAAGUUACGAGAGCGUUGCUGGCCGUUACGAUAUGCCGCCCAGUAAUCGAGGCGCCUCAUCCCUGAUGAUCGGCAAACGAGCAGACGGAUUACCUGAUGUGAGUAUCGAAGCGAAGCUUCGGACUAAAUUCUGCGACUUGCCUUCGUCAGACCCAACUAAGCAUUGCUUUGUGAAAGAAAUUUUAACGACCAUUGCACACAGCCCCAACCAAUUAUCAGUGGACAAAACUACCAACACGCUAUACUUCAGCUUUGAUUUCGGACAAGGAGAGUACGUGCCGGCAAUACUUCAUAUGGAAACUAGAAAUCUAAGUGUGUUAAAAGGAGUUAAGGACGCUUUUGCUAUAGCCAAUGAUCCUACAACAGGAGAAAUGUACUUCGGAGGCAGUCAUGGGAUCUACAAGUACAGUGCAGCUAAAAAAAUCCUACAGCGGUUGAACAUCAACAAUUUAGACAUCUGGUGGCUUUUUAUCAAGAAGAAUAUUUUCUUUAUCAAGUUUCCAAGUCUCAGUGCGUAUUACUAUGAGAACAAAACAAUAAAGGCUGUUCCAGAGCUGAGAGGUGAUAUAGUUCAUCAAUUUGUUUUUGAUAAAGAGGAUAACAUUUUCUUUAUCAAUGGUUCAGGUUUAUUCGGUAUUAAGCAUGAUGACACCACGCCAGUAUUACUGAGGGAUCACCCAAGAUUUCUGGGGAUUGCGACGGAUAACAAUGGAUUCGUUCAUGUCUGUAGCGAGGAUGGUAUAUUUGUUGUCACACAAAUGGUGCCAAAGGUGAAGAAAGUUAUCAACGUUCAAGGAGUUUUGGGUAUGACGUUCGACAAAUCUAACAAUAUAAUCUAUUCAGAUUCCCACGAGAUUAUAAGGCUACUUCCUUUAUCAAGAGAAAAUUAUAAUGAAAAUGAUCGCGGAUUAUAA